Drosophila subobscura is the source of this 489-nucleotide messenger RNA. RefSeq lists its product as uncharacterized. The coding region runs from base 1 to 489 and encodes 162 amino acids. The record is from RefSeq and is a predicted model, not a curated record. The transcript has a single exon. Lineage: Eukaryota; Metazoa; Arthropoda; Insecta; Diptera; Drosophilidae.
AUGGAUUGCCUGUCGUUCUGCCAAUUGCUGAUCUUCUCGUGCCUCGUCGUUGGCUUGUUCGAUGGCAGCAGCACAGUCGCUGCCGCCGGCUGCACUGACAGACUGCGACUCCGAGCCUCAGAGGCCCAGAUCGACCUCAGCCAACUGAGCGCAAAGCAGUUGCAGCUGUUGGUAAAGCAGUUGGCCGCUCUACAGCACAAACAGAAGGCGGAGAAUGAGAACGCGGAGGAUCAGCCGUUGGACGAUCCGGAAUUGGAGUCUCAGAACUUGGAGGACCUGCAGCAGUACGAGGACGAUCAUCGGGGCAGCAGUCGACCCUGGAACAGAUUACAGCGCAUCAUACGUCGCCAGCUGGUGCGCAUUCCAAAGCGUUACCUGAAGAAGCUGCUGCGGCAGUUUGGCUUGGCGCGAGACCUCGGUGUGAGCAAUGUACGGGCAGUGGAAUUGCCGCCGCAGCCGCAGGAGUACUAUCUAAUACCGUUGGAAUAA